Messenger RNA from Wallemia ichthyophaga EXF-994, 2721 nucleotides. Its product is annotated as nuclease domain-containing protein 1. Gene Ontology annotation, cellular component: RISC complex; nucleus; cytosol. The record is from RefSeq and is a predicted model, not a curated record. Gene Ontology annotation, molecular function: RNA binding; nuclease activity. Lineage: Eukaryota; Fungi; Basidiomycota; Wallemiomycetes; Wallemiales; Wallemiaceae. The coding region runs from base 1 to 2721 and encodes 906 amino acids. The transcript is spliced from 4 exons. Gene Ontology annotation, biological process: mRNA catabolic process; regulatory ncRNA-mediated gene silencing.
AUGUCAUCAUCGCAAUUGCAAGUGAACAGAGAAUACCGAGGACUAGUUAAAGCAGCACUCAGCUCUGAUACGCUGGUUAUACGUGGUAAGCUGAGUGGAGAUGCCCAAGUCCCCGAGGAAGUUGUUCUCCGUUUAGACGGAUUACAAGGUCCACGUAUCGGUACAGUCAACAAGGAAGAUGAGCCAUUCGCUUUUGAAGCUCGUCAGUUCGUCAUUGACGUUGCGGUUGGGAAGGUCGUUGACUUCCGGCUGACCUCAGAUUCCCCAAGAUUUGGGAUUGUGAGUUUACCACAGGGCGAGUACUCGACCCAGGACCUGUCCACCCACAUACUCCGAAAUGGCUGGGCUAAGUUGCGCCAAAACAAUCCACACGCUGCCCUUAAUGUUAUCCAGGAACACUCCAAGCAGAAGCAAAGAGGCGUUUGGGGCGCCAGGCAGCCACUAACUGUCUCCCACGCUUCCCCCGCCGAUCUUCAAUCUUUUGUCGAUGCACACGCACGCAAAUCGUUCCCUGCCACAGUUGAGCACGUCCGCGACGGUCACACCCUCCGUAUUCGUCUUGGACUCUCUCCAAACUCCCACCAGUACCUCACUCUCGCUCUCGCUGGCCUUUCUUCUCCAAAGCCAGGCAGAGAAGACAUCGCCGAACCCGCACAGCAAUUCGGUCCUCUAUCUAAGCUCUACACUGAACUUAAGUGCUUGCAGAGAAAUGUUCGUGUCUCCCUCCUCGGCACUAACCCCUCGGCUACUAUUGUCCUCGGCUGCGUCACUCUCGACGACGGUUCUCCACUCGCAGAAUCAGUUCUCGCUAAUGGUUUUGCACGUUUUGCUGACUGGCACGCUCCCACUCUCGCUGCCCACGGCCCAUCCCUCUUACCUUCGCUUAAAGUGGCUGAGAAGUUUGCGCGCGAGAAGAGACUCAAUUUGUGGCAGUCUUAUCAGGAGCCAGCGCUGAUGAACAAGUCAGCAGCCGAUAUUGCAGCGAAUGGCCACAUUACCCACCCGCGCCAAUCGAAUGUCGUAGUGACGAGAGUGUGGUCAGGCGACCAGAUCUCUGUGUGUCCAAUCGACAAACAUGGCCGCGACGGUGCGGAGAAGCGUGUACAGAUUGCUUCUGUUAGACAACCACGCAGCAGCGAUGCCAAGUUGGCUUACUGGGCAAGUGAAGCGCGCGAAUUACUGAGGAAGAAACUCAUUGGCAAGCGCGUAGUAUACCAACAUGAUUACACUCGUCCUAAAGAGGAGAACUUUGAAGAACGCGAAGCUGCAACGAUCAGAGUCGGUCCUUCACACCAGUCGAUUGGGUUGUUGUUGGUUGAAAGAGGACUGGCAUCCGUAGUCAGACACCGUCGUGACGACGAUAGAUCACACGAGUAUGAUGCUCUCCUCGUCGCUGAACAGACCGCUGCGGCUGGCGGUAAGGGCCUCCACUCCAACAAACAUAUACCGCUGCCUAGAAUACCAGACGCAAGUGAAUCUGCUAGCAAAGCCCAGUCAUUCCUCCCACAGUGGAAACGCAGUGGCAGGAUCACUGGUGUGGCGGAAUACGUAGCCUCUGGCUCGAGAUUCAAGAUAUACAUACCAAAAGAUAACCAGAAGCUCACGCUCGUCUUGGCUGGUCUCAAGGCUCCUCGCACUGCACGCAACCCGUCGGAGAAGAACGAGGAAGGCGCCGUCGAAGCACUCGCGUACGCCACUCGAAACGUUAUGCAGCGAGAUGUAGAAGUAUCCAUCGAGAGUACAGACAAAGCGGGUGGGUUCAUCGGUACACUCUACGUCAACAAUGAGAAUUUUGGUGUGGGGUUGGUGAGACGAGGUUUAGCGAGUGUGCACGAGUACUCAGCUGAAGGACUUUCAUUUGCCGAUGAGCUGUUCGAAGCUGAGCAGCAAGCCCGCGACAGCCGUCUCGGAGUGUGGACCAACUACGAUCCAGUCGCUCAACAGGCAGCUGCAGAAGCUGAAGCUGAAACAGAAGCGCGGCAGAUGACGACCGAGGAUGAAGCGAGCGAUGGUAAUCUGAUUGAUAUUCUCAUCUCAGAUGUCAGAGCAUCACCUCAUUUCUCUUUCUCUGUCCAGCUCGUUGGCAGUGAGGACUCGCAAAAGUUUGAAAGAUUGAUGAAUGCUUUCUCAGCUCAUUACAACACCCUCACUUCGAACGAGCCAUUCUCGCCAAGCAACGGUAUCCUCGUCGCUGCACGUUUCAGUCAGGAUGGUCAGUGGUAUAGGGCGCGCGUGCGACGCUGCAGCCAUGUCCUCAAGACUGCCGAGGUUGUCUUCAUCGAUUACGGCAACAAUGAAACUGUUUCAUAUGGCGAAAUUAGGCCUCUCGACAACAAGUUUAAGACUAUGCCUCCACAGGCUAUCCCAGCUAAGCUCAGCUUCGUCAAUCUCCUCCCAAUUGACCACGAGUAUGGUCAGGAAUCUCUCGAUAGAUUCAAGGAGCUCUGCCAAGGUCGCAAUUUGGUAGCCAAAGUUGACGCUAAGGACGCAAAUGGAACGCUCCAUCUGCGUCUACUUGACCCCUCUGAUCCUGAUUCUGCAAUCUCUGCCGAAUACUGCAUCAACGCUGACCUCGUUGCUGAUGGCUUGGCACUCAUCGAUAAGAAAACUAGAUAUGCUGGCAAGUACCCAGAAAUGCAAUUCACUCUGCAAGAUGCUUUGCAAGCCGCUAAGAAUAACAGAGCUGGUGCGUUCGAGUAUGGUGAUAUCACUGAAGAUUAA